UGUUGCGGUGCCGGGCUAUGUUGCAGGGCUCCCGCCGCCUCCUCCUCUUCGCCAGCCGCCUCUGGGGGUCCCGAUCACUCACAGCAGGGUAAGAGGUUGGAAAAAGCGGCCUCCGGCGCCCCCUCCAGCCGGCCCUUCUCUCCCCCUGUCCGGAUUUCAAUCUAAAACAUAUAGCAAAAUGAACUCCCUUUCAGUCCAGCGAGUUGUCAAUGACAUCAUCAAGUCCCCAGAAGACAAGAGGGAAUACCGGGGCGUUGAGCUGGUCAAUGGGAUAAAAGCAGUUCUGAUAAGUGACCCCACCACCGACAAAUCCUCCGCAGCUCUGGAUGUUUACAUUGGGUCUCUCUCCGAUCCCGACAACAUUCCAGGGCUCGCCCACUUUUGUGAGCACAUGCUUUUUUUGGGCACAAAAAAAUACCCCAAAGAGAAUGAGUACAGCCAGUUUCUAAGUGAGCACGCGGGGAGCUCCAACGCCUUCACCAGUGGAGAACAUACCAACUAUUACUUUGAUGUAUCCCAUGAACACCUGGAGGGAGCACUGGACAGGUUUUCCCAGUUUUUCUUGGGCCCUCUCUUUGACGAAAGCUGUAAGGAUCGGGAAGUGAAUGCAGUGGAUUCUGAGCACGAGAAGAACCUGAUGAAUGACGCCUGGAGACUCUUCCAGCUGGAGAAGGCGACCGGAAACCCUCAACACCCCUUCCAUAAAUUUGGAACAGGUAAUAAGCUUACUCUUGAAACCAGACCUACCCAAGAAGGACUCGACGUGCGGCAAGAAUUGCUGAAGUUUCACUCCACGUAUUAUUCUUCUAACCUCAUGUCUAUUUGUGUACUUGGAAGAGAAACUCUUGAUGAAUUGACAGAGUUGCUGGUGAAACUGUUUGCAGAAGUAGAGAAUAAAAAUGUCCCAGUUCCAGAAUUCCCUGAAAACCCCUUCCAGAAGCAAUGUCUGCAGAAAACAUACAAAAUAGUGCCUAUAAAGGACAUAAGAAAUCUCUACGUCACGUUCCCGAUUCCCGACCUCCAGAAGUAUUACAAGUCUAACCCAGGUCAUUAUCUUGGACACCUCAUUGGACAUGAAGGUCCUGGAAGCCUACUCUCUGAACUGAAGUCUAAAGGCUGGGUGAAUACCCUGGUUGGAGGCCAGAAAGAAGGCGCCAAAGGAUUCAUGUUCUUCAUCAUUAAUGUAGAUCUAACGGAGGAAGGCCUGUUGCAUGUGGAUGAUAUCAUUUUCCACAUGUUCCAAUACAUCCAAAAACUGCGAACUGAGGGCCCUCAAGAAUGGGUGUUCCAGGAAUGCAAGGACUUGAAUGCUGUUGCCUUUCGAUUUAAAGAUAAAGAGCGUCCACGUGGCUACACAUCAAAAGUGUCCGGACUGCUGCAUUAUUACCCUCUAGGAGAAAUCUUGGCUGCUGAGUAUCUACUAGAAGAAUUCAGGCCGGAUUUAAUAGAAAUGGUGCUCGACAAGCUCAGGCCAGAGAACGUCAGAGUGGCCAUCGUUUCCAAGUCUUUUGAGGGCAAAACUGACCAGACAGAAGAGUGGUAUGGAACACAAUACAAGGAAGAAGCCAUCCCAGCAGAUGCCAUCGAGAAUUGGCAAAAAGCUGAUAUAAAUGGGAAGUUUCAUCUACCCAUGAAGAAUGAAUUUAUUCCCACAAAUUUUGAGAUUGUUCCUUUAGAAAAGGAUGCCACACCGUGUCCUGCACUGGUUAAGGACACAGCAAUGAGCAAAUUGUGGUUCAAGCAAGAUGACAAGUUCUUCCUUCCCAAAGCCUGUCUCAAUUUUGAGUUCUUUAGCCCAUUUGCUUAUGUGGAUCCUUUGCAUUGUAACAUGGCCUAUUUGUAUCUUGAACUGCUUAAAGAUUCUCUCAACGAGUAUGCAUAUGCAGCAGAGCUAGCCGGCCUGAACUAUGACCUCCAAAAUACCAUCUAUGGGAUGUAUCUCUGUGUGAAAGGUUACAAUGACAAGCAGCAUAUCUUGUUAAAGAAGAUCAUCGAGAAGAUGGCUACGUUUGAAAUAGAUGAGAAACGUUUUGAGAUAAUUAAAGAAGCGUACAUGCGCUCUCUGAACAACUUCCGCGCAGAACAGCCUCACCAGCAUGCAAUGUAUUACCUGAGGCUGCUGAUGACUGAAGUGGCCUGGACCAAAGAGGAGCUCCGGGAAGCUCUAGAAGAUGUUACCCUUCCUCGUCUUAAGGCCUUCAUUCCCCAGCUGCUGUCCCGGUUGCAUGUUGAAGCUCUUCUCCAUGGCAACAUAACAAAGCAGACGGCAGUGGGCAUGAUGCAGAUGGUGGAGGACACUCUUAUCGAGCACGCUCACACGAAACCCCUUCUCCCAAGCCAGCUGGUUAGAUACAGAGAAGUACAGCUGCCUGACAGGGGCUGGUUUGUGUAUCAGAAGCGGAAUGAAGUGCACAAUAACUGCGGUAUCGAGAUCUAUUAUCAGACGGACAUGCAGAGUACAUCCGAAAACAUGUUUCUAGAGCUCUAUUGUCAGAUCAUUGCAGAGCCCUGCUUCAACACGCUGCGCACCAAGGAGCAGCUAGGUUAUAUUGUUUUCAGUGGUCCCCGCAGGGCAAACGGAAUCCAAGGCCUCCGAUUUAUUAUUCAGUCAGAGAAGCAACCUCAUUAUCUGGAGAGCCGGGUGGAGGCCUUUUUGAAGACUAUGGAGAAGUCCUUGGACGAGAUGACAGAUGAGGCCUUCCAGAAACACAUCCAGGCUCUAGCGCUCCGGCGCCUGGACAAACCAAAGAAGCUGUCCGCUGAAUGUGCAAAAUACUGGGGGGAGAUCAUCUCUCAACAGUAUCACUUUGAUAGAGAUAAUGUUGAAGUGGCGUAUCUGAAAACCCUGGUCAAGGAUGAUAUCAUCAAAUUUUACAAGGAAUUAUUAGCUGUGGAAGCUCCAAGAAGGCAUAAAGUGUCGGUGCACGUGCUCGCCAGAGAGAUGGAUUCAUGUCCAGUCGUUGGAGAGUUCCCUAGUCAAAAUGAUGUCAAUCUUGCUCCUGCCCCAGCACUUCCUCAGCCCGAUGUCAUCAGUAACAUUACAGAGUUUAAGAGGAGCCUACCUCUCUUCCCACUUGUCAAGCCACACGUUAACUUCAUGGCUGCAAAAUUAUGAUGCACGCAAAAGCAGGAAGAUCUGGAAAAACACCCAAGCCUGGCGUUCUUUGCUGCGUUUGAGAAUCCGUGAACCGUGUGAUGACUAUAGUAGGAUAUUGCUAAUAGACCCGUCAAUAGGAUCAACAAAUGAUUUAGUGAAAAAUGUAAUAGGGUAUUUUUUAAUUGUGGCGUGUCGGAAACUAUCUGGAUCACAGCCCUGCGUCCUAUACGAAAAGAAACCUGUACUGAUUAUUUUUAUCGUGUGUGUGUAUAGAUAUAUAUAUAAUGCAUUGAUUUGCAGUGGAUAGAAAGCGUUCCUAUGAAGGGGGCCCAAUGCUGGCUAGUGGACAUGAUGGGUCAGACGGUUUGGAAAUGGAGAGGCAGCACUUCCAUGCAGCCGUGGAUUUCAACUUUUAAAACUGGGUUAUAUCACCAGGUCUGCAUUUACUCAUUAGGCAGGUAUUCUCCUUCACAUGGUCCUUUCAGUUGUUUUAUCCAAUUUCUUCAGAUCUUAAGGACGUGGUUGUUUCUGAGGUGACAUUAUUGCACAGUGCACAUAUCAAUAGCUGGGAUGUUAAAGAUGCUGCCAUUAAACCAUCCCAUCAAUCCUCAUUUAACACAUACUUUUUUUUUGGCUUUCCUGUAUGCAACAGGGGUGUAAGCUGGCUCUUAAGUGUUCUUUACGGACUCCAAGAACAGUGGCUCCUUGGCACUGGGAUCCCUGGCAAGAAGGGAAAAAGGUCAGAAAAGGUAUCUGGUGUAAACCAGAAGAUAUGACUUGGGCUGAAUGCACACGGCCGUGAGCGGUCCGUGGAACCACGGGCUGGAUUCCUGCUGAGAGCAGGAGCGCACGGCGUCAUUGGUUGCUAUGAUGCCGUGCGCUUCCUGCUGUCAGCAG
Bufo gargarizans (Asiatic toad) is the source of this 3994-nucleotide messenger RNA. It is a transcript of the gene IDE, whose product is annotated as insulin degrading enzyme. Lineage: Eukaryota; Metazoa; Chordata; Amphibia; Anura; Bufonidae. The record is from RefSeq and is a predicted model, not a curated record. The transcript has 25 exons. Gene Ontology annotation, molecular function: metalloendopeptidase activity; metal ion binding. Gene Ontology annotation, cellular component: cytosol; peroxisomal matrix; mitochondrion. Gene Ontology annotation, biological process: peptide catabolic process. The coding region runs from base 179 to 3115 and encodes 978 amino acids.